UACCAUCCAUCAAAAUCCAUCCUCCCAAGCUUGCAAUAUCUUUUCUACUAGCAAUUGGUCACUAUAUAUAUAGUUCCAUGGGCUAAUAUUAUCAGAUACAAAUCACCAUUUCACUUCACCUACUAAUAUAUACUCUCCCGGCCACCCAUUGAAGUUUACGCGCACUCGUUAAUAUCAAGAAGGAAGAAAAUGGGAAAUGAAUUGAUGGUUUUUGUGGUAAUGGUGAUUGUGCAAGUUGCGUUUGCUGGAAUGAUAAUAAUAUCAAAGUUAGUAAUGGAUGGUGGCAUGAAUGCUUUCGUUCAGUCAGCUUAUAGGCCUAUUUUUGCAACUAUUUCCAUUGCUCCCUUUGCUUACUUCUUCGAGAGGAAAACUAGACCCAAAAUGACACGCUCUAUACUUUUCCAGAUAUUUUUGUGUUCCAUUUUCGGGAUAACAGCGAACCAAAAUAUAUAUUUCAUUGGGCUAAAGAAUUCAACUCCAACAAUUGUUUCCGCCAUUGAUAAUCUAAUCCCAGCUUUCACCUUUAUCAUAGCCGUACCCUUGGGGGUUGAGAAAUUGGGGUUAAGAAGUAUAGCAGGACAAGCCAAGUUUUGGGGGACAAUAGUAUGUGUUGGAGGGGCAAUGUUAUUGUCAUUAUAUCAUGGAAAAGUUGUUAUUGGUCAAUUGGGAUUUCACUGGAAAUAUGCAGAAAAUACAGACAAAGAUGUCAAUUCUCCCCAUUCCAACUUCUUUUUAGGACCUUUUCUACUUAUACUCUCCAGUCUCACCUAUGCAAUUUGGUUAAUCAUUCAGGCAAGGGUAAACGAGAAGUAUGCAGCUCCCUAUACAAGCACAACGUUGAUGUGCCUAAUGGCAAGUGUGGAGUGCAUCAUUAUUGGCUUUUGCGUCGCCCCUAAACUUUCUGAAUGGGCAUUAAAUCCCAUUAGAGCUCUCUCAGUUGUCUAUAAUGGAGUGGUGGCUACGUCAUUAACAUAUUUCUUGAGCUCAUGGUGCAUUGAAAAAAAAGGUCCUUUAUAUGUGUCGAUGUUCAAUCCAUUGCUGUUAGUUAUUUCUGCAUUUCUCAGUUGGAUUUUACUUCGUGAGAAAUUAUACCUUGGAGUAGUUGUAGGAUCAAUCAUAGUAGUGGCUGGGCUGUACGGCUUUUUGUGGGGGAAAAAGAUGGAGACAAGUGAAGAGGAUAUUGAAGUAAAUAAAGAGAAGAUCAAUCAGUUCAGUAAAUCAAUUGAUUUGGAAUUGCAAUUAACUCCCAAGGCUAAUAUGAAGCACAUCACAGAAUCCAAAACUGAACUAUGACGAGGCAAUAAAACCACUUGUAAUAAAUAUGAAAUUAAUCUCUUCUAAUAUGAAAUUAUUCUUAUUUACUAAAUAUAAGUUGUUCAUAUAUUUGCAUAAACUUAAGCAUUCAAAUAACAUGCCGAUUGAUUUUAUG
Messenger RNA from Solanum dulcamara, 1429 nucleotides. Its product is annotated as WAT1-related protein At1g09380-like. Gene Ontology annotation, molecular function: transmembrane transporter activity. The record is from RefSeq and is a predicted model, not a curated record. Gene Ontology annotation, cellular component: plasma membrane. NCBI's taxonomy places the organism in Eukaryota, Viridiplantae, Streptophyta, Magnoliopsida, Solanales, Solanaceae. The coding region runs from base 190 to 1293 and encodes 367 amino acids. The transcript is spliced from 7 exons.